Micromonas commoda is the source of this 2112-nucleotide messenger RNA. RefSeq lists its product with no specific name. The record is from RefSeq and is a predicted model, not a curated record. NCBI's taxonomy places the organism in Eukaryota, Viridiplantae, Chlorophyta, Mamiellophyceae, Mamiellales, Mamiellaceae. The transcript has a single exon. Bases 1 to 2112 code for a protein of 703 amino acids.
AUGGUUCGUAGCGCACUCCAGCGGACGAGCCAGCGGAGGUCGGUUGCAAAACAAAUGUAUCUAACUGUUUGCCCAUAUAAAAAUAUCCGACCGACGCUUGGCGGUUACUUUUCCGCGGCUUGUUUGUUGUGCGACCUGAGCCGCGCUCUCACUCUCCGUCGCGCACUCGCCCUCCCACGACGACGAAUGACGGACGAGACCACCCCACUCAUCCCCACCAAUGAGCGCGGGGCCGGGCCCCGGACGUGCGGCGCUCAGUCGGAAGCCGCUCGGAAGUCGCUCCGCGCCGAUGUGAUCGCCGCGUCCGCUGUCCUCUUCUUCGCCGGCGCGCUCGUCGUGGCGUUCCCGGUCCACAAGCACCCCCACGUGCCGAUGGACUACUACGCGAAGACCGCGUACCCUUACACGCACCUGCGCCUCGGAUCCUACGACGCGAACGACGUGUUGCGGACCGCGAGGGAGGCGCGGGGGUUCGCGCGAACCCCCGAGCGCACGGAGCGUUGGCUCGCCGAUCGAUCCGCGUGGAUGGCGGACCCGGGGGACGCGACGGUGUUCCAGUGGAAGGACGGCGAGUUCACGAUGAACCUGGUCAAGCCGACCGCGUCCGAGCUCGGGAUGUCCGAGGAGCCGGUCACCAGCGACGCGAUGAUCAAGAUGUGGGAGACGCACGAUUACGCGGGUCUCGGCGCCAUGGGCGGCGAGGGCAAGCACGACAGGGUGUUCAAAGCUUUCAGCGCGCUCGUCGUCGGCGCGAUGCACCACGCGCCCGAGCGUUUCAGCGCGGGGCAGCCCCCGUUCCGCGUGGUGACGCACCAGCGCGACUACCUCGCGCCCCCUUGCGUGAGUAACGUCCCGAAGGGGUCGCGGUUCCACCCGUGCCCCGUCGCGAAGGCGUGGCGCGCGCCGGUUUUCAACUUUGGAUCGGCGCUCAAAAACGGCGACGUCUUUCCCGCCGAGGUGAACAUGCCGGACCCCGAGUUCAUCGACGCCGUGUUGAGGAACCGGCGCCCGGCGCAGGCGGAGACAUCCCCGCUGGGCGUGUCCCAGGACGGUCUGGCGCAGGCCACGUACUCAGCUCAGCCCACGCGGCCGUGGAAGGAUCGCGUGGGCGUGAUCGCGUGGCGAGGCGCCGACGUCCCGCACGCGCCGAAGAUGCCCUUCGGCGCCGACUCGGGCGUCCGCGGCGAGGCGUGCGUCUCGCUCCUUCGCUCCGCGGGUUCGAUGCCCGAGGGUGACGUCGGGGCGUACGUCGCCGGGAACCGUUCGGUGGCUUCGCCCGAUCGCGUCACUUCCAAUCAGCUCGCGGCGUGGGCCGGGUCCGAGCGCGGCGGCGACUUCGCGAGGCGGUUAACGCCGAGGUGGCGCGCCGUGCUGGGAUCGCUGUCCCAGUCCCCCGAGGCGUCCGUCUCCCCCGCGGCUGCCGCGCUCGGCAUCUCCCCCGUCUCGGUGCCGAGGAAGAAGCGGUGGCUGGACGCCAGGUUCACCGUUCUCGCGCCCAACGCUCCGUGUUCGUCGGCGCUCCCCGACUCAAUCGUCGGCGCUCGCAUGACACACGACGACAAGAGCGCGCACAAGUACCUCCUGGACAUCGGCGGCGUGGGCGGCUCCGGUUGGAUGGGGACGUUGAGUGACCUGGCCACCGGUGCGCUCGUGUUCCGGGUCGAGUCCCCCACCGCGGACUUUUACGACGGCGAACUGAAGGAGGGUACGCACUACGUGGGCGUGAAGCCGGACCUCUCGGACCUGCGGGAGAAGUACGAGUGGGCGCAGGCGAAUCAGGAGGAGGCGUUCGCGAUCGCCUCCGCGGGCGCCAAGUUCGCGAAGGAGGCAAAUGCGCGUGACCUGUGGGACAGGUUCGUGUCCAGACCGAUGGCGGCGGCGAGGGCGCACUACGACGCUCCCGGGCAGUUGGGCGAGCACGGGCGCUGGGAGGACGAGGGCGCCGAGGAGCUCGAGCGGAACCUCGUGCCCAUCUACAGGUACGCUCCCCAGGGUAACAUCCGGUGCGACGACUGCGAGGAGAGCCGCGCAGUUCUCGGAACGAUCCUGAUGCCCGACGCGGGGAGGGUCGCGCAGCUGGCAUCCGCCGCCGCGGCUGCGAGUGGCGCAUGA